AUGGCAACCAAGGAAUGGAAACAACAGCUCCAAAUGGGUAAAAGACCACAACAAUCGGUCAAUACAGAAUGGCAGCUCCAAGUGGUAAAAGACCACAACAAUCAUUCAAUACAGGACAUUAUUGAUGUAUCCAACAUGUACUGCUAUCGCAAUGCAUCAGUUUCAUCAAGUGAGGUGGAAAGUGAAGAUGAAGAGUUCCAUCCAAAACACUUUCCAACUGUCCCUUGUUGUUUUGUCAUAGUCAAUCAUGGUGGAUUCCUGGAAGCAUUCGACAACGCAAUGAAAAAACUCGAAUUUGAGGGUCUUGUGGUGGAAACGACGUUAGACGCCAAGUCGGACACACUCGCAUCUGGUGCAUCUUCAAACGAGGUGAUAUCAACGAUCUGCAAAAUUGAACGCGUCAUGGAGUUGUGUAAGCACGCCUUGUAUCAUGGCGAUAUUGAUGCAAGACUUAACAGAGCCCAGCUGACGUGCGUGAAAUUAAUGGACGUUUCCAGCUAUCUGAACAAGUUCCUUGCCAAGGACUUUUCAGCACUGUGGAAAGCAUCUUGUACCAUCCAGCAUGCGAGAUUGUGCAACAGAUACAUUUCGAUUUCAAUCUGA
Molecule: messenger RNA, 603 nt
Organism: Paramuricea clavata
Lineage: Eukaryota; Metazoa; Cnidaria; Anthozoa; Malacalcyonacea; Plexauridae
Source: the annotation of a GenBank genome assembly